This is a messenger RNA of Mauremys reevesii (Reeves's turtle), 2856 nucleotides long. RefSeq names its product PR/SET domain 14 (gene PRDM14). Lineage: Eukaryota; Metazoa; Chordata; Testudines; Geoemydidae. Gene Ontology annotation, cellular component: nucleus. Gene Ontology annotation, molecular function: RNA polymerase II transcription regulatory region sequence-specific DNA binding; protein binding. The transcript has 7 exons. The record is from RefSeq and is a predicted model, not a curated record. Gene Ontology annotation, biological process: regulation of transcription by RNA polymerase II. Bases 1 to 1938 code for a protein of 645 amino acids.
AUGCCGCUAUCUGGCAGUCCCCCUCCUCCGUCCCGCCUACAGCGCGCGGAGUCGAGAAAGUACUCGGUCCCCCCGAGGGGCUACGAAUACCUGUAUGUUCACCCGGCUCCGGACUCUCUAGUUGUCCAAUCUGUCAAUGACCGGGAGCGACACGGCCAGCCCGCUGCAGCGCCAAAAGCGAAGGAGUCCAAGCGCAUGGACCUGUUAGGCCGCAAAAUUUACUCAGCGGGCGGCCUCCAACUUCGUAUCGCCAACCAAAUGGCUUUGCUCUCCAGAUAUACAUUCAACAUCUUGGGCUGCCUAGCCAAAUUCGCAGAGCUUACCCCGCAGGAUUCCCGCCGGGAGUUCUCGGCACUGCUGGAGGAAGGAAAGCUGGCUUCCCGUACCUUAAUUAAGGCAGCGGUAGACGCAGCGGACUCGGGGGCCAGGACCAUAGCGUCAGGGGUAACCAUGAGACGCAUUGCAUGGCUCCAGUCCUCUACUCUGCCGCCGGAGGUCCAGUACACGCUCCAGGACCUUCCUUUUGAGACGCAGGGUCUAUUUUCAGAAAAGACUGAUACCCGCAUUCAAACCCUGAAAGACGGCAGAGUGGCGAUCCGCACAUUAGGGAUGCAUACGCCGGCCACCCAAAGGCGUCCUUUCCGACAGCAACCUUAUCGCCCCUUCCAAUACAACAGACCUCGCCCGCCUAACAAUCGGCGCUCGGCCCCCUUCCGCCGCAGACCAUCGGGCGGACGGCGGAACCAAAGCCAGGAUCGCCCAAGGCCCUCAGGGCCCAAAGUCGCCUUUGACGGGACGCCCGAGGGCCGCUCACCUCUCUCCGAUCAGGAUCCACCCCUUCUGUUUUCCGAUCGCCUUUCCCGCUUCCUUCCGGCGUGGUCAUCUCGCGGGGGCUGGCCGGGCUCGGUGCUUUUCCUGACUGUCCCCAUUAGCCACCUUUGCCGGGUUCAGCCCUUUCCGCUGAUGGGACUUCAAGGUUUGUCGGUGCUGCAGACGCUGCACGGGGAAGUUCUGCAGCUGGGGGUGUUCUGCACCCACCUCAUCCCCAGGGGCGUCCGCUUCGGCCCUUUCCAGGGCAAAGUGGUCAACACCAGCGAGAUCAAGAUUUACGAUGACAAUUCCUUGAUGUGGGAGAUUUUCGAAGAUGGUCGCUUGAGCCAUUUUAUAGAUGGGAAAGGAGCCUCUGGAAACUGGAUGUCCUUAGUAAACUGCGCCCGGUUCCCAGAGGAGCAGAAUAUGACAGCUAUUCAGUGCCAAGGCCAAAUAUUUUACGAAAGCUGCAAAGAAAUCUUACCCAACCAGGAGCUGCUGGUGUGGUAUGGAGACUGUUAUCUGCAGUUCCUGGGCAUCCCCAUCAGUCUGAAAGGGGCGACGGAAGGAAAGGGACCCCAGCAACAGCCAGAAGAAUCUGGGGAGAGUUACAAAUGCGAGAGAUGUGGCAAGGUAUUUGCCUACAAAUACUACAGAGACAAACAUCUGAAAUACACUCGCUGCGUAGAUCAAGGAGACAGAAAAUUUCCUUGCCAUCUUUGCAACCGAUCCUUUGAAAAGAGAGACAGACUGAGGAUCCAUAUUCUGCAUGUCCAUGAGAAACACAGACCUCACAAGUGCUCAGUAUGUGGGAAGAGUUUUUCACAGUCCUCCAGCCUGAACAAACACAUGAGGGUGCACUCUGGAGAGCGUCCCUACAAAUGUGUGUACUGUAACAAGGCAUUCACAGCCUCCAGCAUCCUGCGCACUCACAUCCGACAGCACUCGGGAGAGAAGCCUUUCAAGUGUAGACACUGUGGCAAAGCCUUUGCCUCCCAUGCGGCCCAUGACAGCCAUGUGCGGCGCACACACAACAAGGACAAAGGCUGCACUUGCACCGUGUGUGGCAAGAACUUCCUGGAGCAGGAGGAAUUCCGAUUCCAUAUGAAGUUCCAUGCCGCUCUUUAGCCAGCAGCCCUGCGUUUGGAGCUGCAUGUAGCUGUGUGGGUGUAUUUGGUGUGUACGUUUCAGAAGAUAAAAUUCACCCUUGUGCCGGAGAAGAGCCCAGGGCCUAGGCAUCAUUUACAUCCCCUCAUGGAUGGCUUGAGUGGUCUCUUGGCCUUGUGCUGGGGCCUCCACAGGGGUGUCCACUCCGAUAAAUGUUUUAUGUGAGCGUGACCAUGAACGUUUUUGUGCUUCCAAUGUGAUGUCUCCAUGGACUGUCCAGAAUGAUGUACAGAAACUCCUUUGGCUGUGUUGUUACUAGGUGUGUUUUGUAAAAGCAAUGUAGUCCAUGUUUACUUUUGGGGCUCUGCUCCAGUUCUGAAGCUUAUUUUCCCCUAUUAACCGGUUAUUAUUUUAUGAAGUGUAUCAUUCCAGCCAUUUUGACGCACGUAAGGCACAAGUCUAUUUUUGUGACUGAGUGUGAGCUGGCUCUGAUGUGUAUUGCCUGUUCAAGUAGGGCAUGUGUGUUUCUGGGCAUAUAGUCCCUUUAUUCAGUGGCAUAUUGGCUGAGAAAAACGCUGGGGACGUCCUGUUGGGGCUAGACCAUUUCAUGCAGGGGCAGAGUGGAGCCCACAUAUCCCAGGAGGAGCAGCAGGAGACAGUCUGCUUCAGGAAGGCAGCUCUCAGGCAUGUAAAGGGUGCCUGCUUGCUACUAAAUAGUUGUGGGUUACAGCACAGUGGCCACCCAGCUCUGCUGACCAGUGCAGGUGGGGAUGGAGCUAUGGUUUUGCCUCCUUUCCAUCUCUUUAGGAGAGUAGGGUGGAGGCAGGCCCUGAGCUUCCCAGAUGCAAUUCUGCUGGCUCCUGCAUGAGUCAGUCACAUAACUGGGAGAAGGCUGCAUGCAGCUUCUGCUCUGUGCACCCACGUGAGGCAUGUCUAUCC